AUGACGGGGAAGGGCCCUAACUUGAUUGGCAGAAAUUGGCUCCAAAAGAUUAAAAUAAAUUGGAAGAAUUUAUUUCAGUUAAAAGAGGACAAGAAUACCUCAGUCAAAGUUAAUAAGUUACUUGAGAAGUAUGAGAAAGUGUUUCAUGAAGAGUUAGGAACAUUUUCUGGUCCCAAAGCCAAAAUAUAUGUGGCUGAGGAUGCAAGUCCAAAGUAUUACAAGGCAAGACCUGUUCCCUAUGCAUUGAGGGAAAAAGUAGAAAAGGAGUUAGAAAGAUUGCAAGAAGAGGGAACUAUAGAGCCUGUCCAGUUUGCAGAUUGGGCAGCGCCAAUCGUACCAAUUGUUAAGGAUCAUAAGUCGAUAAGAAUUUGUGGGGAUUAUAAAGUAACUGUCAACCAAGCUGCAAAGUUAGACAAUUACCCGAUUCCCAAGGCAGAAUAUCUUUUUGCCACUUUAAGUGGUGGAGAAAAAUUCACCAAGCUGGAUAUGAGGCAAGCCUAUCAACAAAUCUUAUUGGAGGAUGAAUCAAAAAAAUAUACUACCAUCAACACACACAAAGAACUUUUUCAGCACAAUCGAUUGCCAUAG
This is a messenger RNA of Paramuricea clavata, 588 nucleotides long. Lineage: Eukaryota; Metazoa; Cnidaria; Anthozoa; Malacalcyonacea; Plexauridae. The record is from the annotation of a GenBank genome assembly.